UUUUUUUAAAGAUGGGAGUUGAAGUUGGUAUCGGAAGACAAUUUUUGAUUGCCGGAUGCUUAUAUAUAGGUCAGUUAUUGUGUGGCUAUGGAUUGGGAUGGCCGGCGCCCGUAAUAGCUCUGCUACAGAAUCCAGAGCUUACCAUAUUGGAAACUCCAAUAACAGUUGAGCAAGCAUCCUGGAUUGUAUCAUCUAGUUUUGUUGGAUUUCUCACAGGUCCCUAUGUGUCUGGCUACCUAUGUAACGUGAUAGGCAGAAAGCCUUGUCUCUACAUUGGCGGUGCAUUCCUAGGUCUAGGAUUUAUGAUCCUCGCCAUAGCUAAACAUAUAGCAAUCAUAUAUCUUGGUAGGAUCGUCGUGGGCUUCGGUACAGGAAUGCUAUUCGUCACAAAUCUAGUCUACCUUGGAGAGUUGGCGUCAAUAAGAAAUCGUGGGACUCUUCUCACACUGACAGGAUUCUCAAGUACAUGUGGUACUUUAAUAGCUUACUCUGUGGGUCCCUUUGUAUCUUAUGCAGCUAUAUCAUGGAUAGCCGCUGGCAUUGUAGUUGCUUACAUGGUUGGAUUAUUUUUCAUUGUCCCAGAAACUGCUGUUUAUCUUGUUAUGGCAAACAGGAGAGAUGAAGCGAUGGAACUCCUCACAUCACUGGGCAGAAAAGAUGACAUAGAUGAUGUAGUGGCUAAAGCAAAUGAGAAACCGAUGUCCAACAAAGAUCAGAUGGCUGAGAUGUUCACAAUAAAGUCGAAUAGAAAAGCAUUAUUUUUAAUAAUAACACUGAAUAUUCUACAACAGCUAAGUGGAAUAAAUAUUGUGUUAUCUUUUUCUACUACUAUAUUUGAAAUGACUGGGUCGUCUAUGGAGCCCCAUGUAUCUACUAUAAUUGUUGGAGUCACACAAGUAGGUGCGGCAAGUAUUGCUCCACUAUUUGUAGAUAGAACUGGACGGAAGAUUCUAUUGUUAAUUUCUUCAGCAGCUUGUUCUAUAAGCUUGUUUGCACUUGGGGCUUACUUUUUCUUAUACGACAAUGAAUACACAAUCGCUGACGACCUGCAAUGGAUGGCAUUAACUUCAGUCGUGCUGUACUUUAUAGCUUAUUUCAGUGGUUUUGGUAUCAUCCCCAACACAUUCAUAGGAGAAAUGUUCACUAACAACUGCAGGGGAUUCAGUUCCACUUUCACUGUUACUAUUGGAUGGGUUUUCGGAUUUGGAGUAUCGGCUGCAUUCGGCUACAUGUUACCUGCUUGGGGACCCAGCGUUACCUUCUGGAUCUUCGCUGGAGCCAGUGUACUGGCCUGCUUGUUUAGUGCUAUAUUCGUUCCAGAAACUAAAGGAAAAAUGUACAUAGGCCAGCUCAUGGUCGGAUACUCAUUAGGAUGGACUGCCCCAGUACUGGCUGAACUUCAGAGUCCAGACCAAACGGUUUUGGACUCCGUAUUAACUGUUGAACAAGGCUCCUGGGUGGUGUCUGUCAUUUUUAUUGGAACUAUCACAGGUCCCUACGUAUCAGGGUAUCUUUGUAACGUGAUAGGGAGAAAGCCUUGUCUAUACAUUGGCGGUGUGUUCCUGACCUUGGGAUUCUUAAUACUAGCAUUAGCUAAUCAACUAGCUAUGUUAUAUGCUGGCAGAAUUGUGGUGGGAUUCGGUAACGGAAUGUUAUUCGUCACCAAUCUUGUAUAUCUUGGAGAAUUAGCUUCAACAAACAUUCGAGGCACAUUACUUACAUUAACAGGGUUCUCCAGUACACUGGGAACUCUAAUUGCAUACGUAGUGGGCCCGUACGUGUCCUUCGCAGCCAUUGGUUGGCUAGCCGUUGGUAUUGGUUGUUCCUACAUCAUUUCUUUGUUCUUCUUUGUUCCUGAAACUGCUGUCUAUUUCGUAAUGUCCGGUAAAAAAGACGAAGCGAUAGAUCUUCUCACAUCACUGGGUAGAAAAGAUGACAUUGAUGAUGUAGUGGCUAAAGCAAAUGAGAAACCGAUGUCCAACAAAGAUCAGAUGGCUGAGAUGUACACAAUAAAGUCGAAUAGAAAGGCUUUAUUCUUAAUUAUAGUUUUAAACAGCUUCCAACAAUUGAGCGGUGUGAUUGCUGUGAUUUCCUUUGCUACGACCAUUUUUGAGCUGACUGGAUCGUCCAUGGAACCCCAUGUAUCAACUAUUAUUGUCGGAGUCACACAAGUAGGUGCAGGCAGUAUUGCACCUCUAUUUGUAGAUAGAACUGGAAGAAAGAUUCUAUUGUUGGUCUCUACUGCAGCUUGUUCUAUAAGUUUGAUUGCUCUUGGUGUUUACUUCUUCCUAUAUGAGAAUGAUUACGCAAUUGCUGAUGAUUUACAAUGGAUGUCUUUAGUUUCACUCGUGCUGUACUUCAUUGCUUACUUCAGUGGUUUCGGCAUCAUCCCCAACACCUUCAUCGGAGAAAUGUUCACAGACAACUGCAGAGGUUUCAGUUCCACGUUCACCGUCACUGUUGGAUGGGUUAUCGGCUUUGGAGUGUCUACAGCCUUUGGAUACAUGUUGCCUGCGUGGGGACCAGCUGUAACCUUCUGGAUCUUUGCGGGAGCUUGUGCCUUAGCUUGCUUGUUUAGCGCAAUAUUUGUACCUGAGACCAAAGGAAAGAGCUUAUUGGAAAUACAAGAGCUCCUUAGUAGAUAGUAUUAGAGACUGUGAUAUUAAAU
Molecule: messenger RNA, 2668 nt
Organism: Spodoptera exigua (beet armyworm)
Lineage: Eukaryota; Metazoa; Arthropoda; Insecta; Lepidoptera; Noctuidae
Source: the annotation of a GenBank genome assembly